This is a messenger RNA of Cucumis sativus (cucumber), 1896 nucleotides long. Its product is annotated as proline dehydrogenase 2, mitochondrial. The record is from RefSeq and is a predicted model, not a curated record. Bases 111 to 1589 code for a protein of 492 amino acids. The transcript is spliced from 4 exons. Gene Ontology annotation, molecular function: FAD binding; proline dehydrogenase activity. NCBI's taxonomy places the organism in Eukaryota, Viridiplantae, Streptophyta, Magnoliopsida, Cucurbitales, Cucurbitaceae. Gene Ontology annotation, cellular component: mitochondrion.
AAAGUUCAUAGCAAAAAUUAAACAAAAAAAAAUUUAAAACAUUCAAACAAAAAAAAAAAAAGAAGAAAAAAGAAAAGAAAUUGAAAAAAAUUUCUAGAAUUUUUUUUUUUAUGGCUCAAGCUAUUGUUUCAACCCAAUCAAAGAUCUCCAAAAGGGUAUUUUUUUACGUUUUCAAUCGGCCGUUGAACACCGCCGCCUCCUCCCCCGCCGCUGCCUUCACCGCGGCUACCGCUACCACCUCCCCACCGUCACCCCUUCAUCUCAAUCCUCCAUCUACACCCACCGUUGAUUUCACCGACUCUAGAGCCCUCUUCGGCUCGAUUCCCACCUCCGACCUUCUACACGCCACCGCUACCCUCCACGCCGCCGCCGUCGGCCCCGUCGUCGACGUUGGAAUGUGGGUUAUGAAUUCUAAAUUGAUGGACGUUGAGUUGUUUCGUGAUGUGGUUUUGGGUACGGUUAAGCAUAGUUUUUACCGGCAUUUUUGUGCCGGUGAGGACGAUACGUCCGUCGCUAAAACCGUUCGACGGUUGCACGAUGUUGGGUUGAGAAGUAUGCUUGAUUAUGCUCUUGAAUAUGCCGAUGACGAAGCCUCCUGUGAUCGGAAUCUUGAUGGCUUUCUUUCUACCGUCGAAGCAACUAAAUCCCUCCCAUCUGGUUCUGCGAGUUUUGUGGUGACAAAAGUGAGUGCGAUUUGUCCAUUGAGAUUGCUGGAGAGAGUUAGUGAUUUGUUAAGAUGGCAACAAAAGAACCCGAGUUUCAAUCUUCCAUGGAAGCUUCAAACUUUGCCAAUUUUCUCUGAAUCAAGUCCACUUUAUCAUACUCUUGAACAACCAGAACCCUUGACACGUGAAGAAGAAAAGAGUCUCCAAAUGAGCCACGAAAGGCUCAUGAAAAUUUGCCAAAGUUGUGUUGACGCCAAUGUUCCUUUAGCCAUUGAUGCUGAACAUACUAAAGUUCAACCAGCCAUUGAUUACUUCACUUAUUCAGCUGCCAUUAUUCACAACAAAGACCGUAAUCCUAUAGUUUAUGGAACCAUUCAAGCUUAUCUAAAAGACGCAAAAGAUAGGCUUUUGUUAGCUAACAAAGAGGCUUCCAAGUUGAAGGUUCCACUUGGGAUUAAGCUUGUGAGAGGUGCUUAUAUGUCAAGUGAAUCCAAACUUGCUUCUUCUCUUGGCUUUGAAUCUCCAAUUCACGAUACCAUUCAAGAUACACAUUCGUGUUACAAUACUUGUGCUUCUUUCUUGCUUGACGACAUCGCCAAGGGUUCGACCGGAGCUAUUCUUGCAACCCAUAAUGUUGAAUCAGGAAAACUGGCAGCUAGCAGAGCAUACGAGAUAGGGAUUGGAAAGUUGAAGCAAAAGCUUGAGUUUGCUCAAUUGUAUGGAAUGUCAGAAGCACUUUCUUUUGGGUUGAGAAAUGCAGGGUUUCAAGUGAGUAAAUACAUGCCAUUUGGACCUGUGGAUAUGGUAAUGCCAUACCUUUUGAGGAGAGCUGAGGAGAAUAGAGGUCUCUUAUCAGCUUCAAAUUUGGAUAGAGAACUAAUGAGAAAGGAGUUGGGAAGAAGGAUGAAAGAGUACAUAAGCUAAAAGAAAAAGAAAGGGCUUUCUAGGAAUACUUCAACAAACAUACAACAAAAACCAAGAUUAUUAUUUGCAAUUUUUUGUUUAUAGGAUUAGACAUACUUUUAAACUUUACUCCUUUCCUUCUGUUACUAUCCACAUGUGUUUUCUACUUUUAAAUUUGUAUCAUUAUCUAUUCUACCACUCAAAUAAUAGGACCUUUAUAAUUGAAUUAGUAAGUUGUAUGUAAGUUGUUGUGUCUCCAUCUCAUGUAAAAACAAAUUAGAUGAUGAUAUAUAAGAAUAAAAAUUUAGUUGUCACAAAAAGAACAAAA